Molecule: messenger RNA, 954 nt
Organism: Periconia digitata
Lineage: Eukaryota; Fungi; Ascomycota; Dothideomycetes; Pleosporales; Periconiaceae
Source: the annotation of a GenBank genome assembly
UCUCCAAUCAUAUUCGUUUCCCUUGAUGCUUCGUUUCUCCGUCCGCAUUCCCAGCCUCCUGUGACUACGUGUGCAACGCCACUGGGGCAGGCUCCCGAGACUCCAUGUGUCGCGAACGUGUUGGACCAUGGUUUUUCCUCAUGUCGAGCCUUUUCUUGGACUCUUCUCCCGCCUAGGCGUUUCGUUGGCAUACUGUAUAAAACUACCUCAAAUGCCCUCACCUGCAUUUUCUUCCCCAGGCAGGCCCGUCAAUCCCAUCAUUCACACAUACAGUUUCACACCUUAUACUUCGAUUCUAAUUCUUUCUAUUCAAUUUACCCAAUCGAGCUAGUCUCUUUCUCCACACAACCAAUCAUAAUGCGUUUCUCCAUCUUCACUGCUGCCACCGCUCUGGUGAGCUCCGUCUACGCCGCCGAUCAUCUCGUCGUUGUCGGUAACGGUUCCCUUACAUUCGAGCCAAACAACGUCAAAGCCGUCGUUGGCGACACCGUUACCUUCAAGUUCUGGCCCAAGAACCACUCCGUGGCACAGGCAGCUUUCGCCAAACCUUGCGAGCCUUUGGCCAACGGUUUCUGGUCUGGCUUCAUCCCCAGCACCCAGAAGGCCGCAGCGACAACCUUCACAUAUGAGGUCAAGAAUGCCAGUGCCCCCAUCUGGUUUUACUGCACCCAGGGUUCGCAUUGUCAGGGCGGUAUGGUGGGCGCCAUCAACGCACCUACCUCUGGAAACACUGUCGAGAAGUUCAUCGAGGCUUCCAAGAACGCCUCCGACAACGUUUCUCCCACAUCGACUGCUGGUUCCGGUGGUUCCCUUGCAUCCAACGGCUCUGCUGCCGGAGGUGGCGCUAGCGGAAACGGAACCGGUCCCGCCGAGAACACAAACGGCGCUGCUACUCUCCAGUACAGCUCGGCCUUUGCCGGAGCUAUGGGUAUGUUCGCAUACCUCCUGAUCUAA